AUCAAGGAAUAGUGUCCUUUUUCCAACAACAGGAUACUUAAACAAUUCAAAAUGCUUUCCUUUGUCAAUUCGCCCGCUCUGGAACAUUUACGCGGUGGCCGUAAUGUCAGCUUGGCCGAAACUGUUCCAGCCGACAUCCUGCACAUGGUGGAUCCUUAUUGGUAUCAAUGGCCACCACUGGAACCAAUGUGGUUUGGCAUUAUCGGAUUUGUAAUUACCAUUCUGGGCAUUAUGUCGUUGACGGGUAACUUUGUCGUCAUUUACAUCUUCACCUCGGCCAAAUCGCUGCGUACUCCGUCGAAUAUGUUUGUCGUGAAUUUGGCAUUUUCCGAUUUUAUGAUGAUGUUCACAAUGUUCCCACCCGUCGUACUCAAUGGUUUCUAUGGCACCUGGAUAAUGGGACCAUUUUGGUGUGAACUAUAUGGCUUGUGUGGUUCGCUAUUCGGCUGUGUUUCGAUUUGGUCAAUGACACUGAUAGCCUACGAUCGUUAUUGUGUCAUUGUCAAGGGUAUUUCGAGGAAACCGCUGACCAUAACGGCUGCAGUUUUCCGUUUAGCGUUCGUCUGGAGUGUGUGCAUGAUAUGGGCCAUAUUGCCAAUGGUCGGCUGGAAUCGUUAUGUACCCGAGGGAAAUAUGACUGCAUGUGGUACAGAUUAUUUUGCCAAAGAUUGGUAUAAUCGUUCGUACAUUAUUGUCUAUUCCGUUUGGGUAUAUGUAACACCCUUGACAACGAUUAUCUUUUCCUAUUGGCAUAUUUUGAAGGCUGUGCGAAUACACGAAAAGGCAAUGCGUGAACAAGCCAAAAAAAUGAAUGUUGCCUCCUUGCGACAAAGCGAUGCCGACGCCAAGUCGGUGGAAAUCAAAUUGGCCAAAGUGGCAUUGGUCACCAUAUCGCUGUGGUUCUUGGCCUGGACACCGUACACAAUAAUUAACUAUGCCGGUAUAUUUGAGUCCAUGAAUUUGUCACCGCUGAGCACCAUUUGUGGGUCGGUGUUUGCCAAGGCCAAUGCGGUGUGUAAUCCGAUUGUCUACGGCUUAAGUCAUCCAAAAUACAAACAAGUUUUGAAAGAGAAAAUGCCCUGCCUGGCCUGUGGCAAAGAUGAUACCACGGCUGCUGAAAUCCGUACCCAAGCCACAACGGAAGUUAGUGAAUCGGCGGCGUAA
Molecule: messenger RNA, 1164 nt
Organism: Musca vetustissima
Lineage: Eukaryota; Metazoa; Arthropoda; Insecta; Diptera; Muscidae
Product: opsin Rh6-like
Exons: 3
Coding region: 52-1164 (370 amino acids)
Biological process (GO): G protein-coupled receptor signaling pathway; phototransduction; visual perception
Cellular component (GO): membrane
Molecular function (GO): G protein-coupled receptor activity
Source: RefSeq, a predicted model, not a curated record